This is a messenger RNA of Mesoplodon densirostris (Blainville's beaked whale), 726 nucleotides long. RefSeq lists its product as uncharacterized. Lineage: Eukaryota; Metazoa; Chordata; Mammalia; Artiodactyla; Ziphiidae. The transcript has 3 exons. The coding region runs from base 1 to 726 and encodes 241 amino acids. The record is from RefSeq and is a predicted model, not a curated record.
AUGAGUCCCACCUUCCCCAACUCCUACCAGAGGGAGGGAAAAAUUACACCCCGCUCGCUGCGGCGCGGCUCUGGGAGGCGGAAGGUGGGCGGAAAUCUGCGAACCCGGGAGGAGAGUGCAGAGAAGCCGAGGGCCCAACGAGGGAAGAAGAGGAAGUUAAAGGAGGGGGAGGGGAAAGAGCGAAGAACUGAAGCCCAGGCAGGGGGCGUGGGGAGAGGGCGAGCCCGGAGCAGCCCGGAGUGGGGGGGAGGCGAGGCGCGCCCCCCGGAGGGAAGGGGUGGGCGCCGCAGGACCGACGGGGGCUCCCGCUGGAAGGCGGGCGUCGAAGGAGCCUGCGGCCGGGGGCUGCCCCGUACCCCUCCCCCGCCCUUCACACAAAGGGGCCCAGGGACCCCGCUUCCUGCUCUCGCCGCCGAGCCGGCCCGGGCCUGUGUGCUCCGUUCCAGUCUCUGCUGCCCGGACGGGUCUCUGGGCCGCGGCUCCCGCGGGCGUCGUCCGGCCCUGCUGUCCGCACUCGCCCGGCCUCCCGGGAGGCUCUGUCACGCCAAGGCCAUGGCCAUCGGCCGGGUCCUUGGUCUCACCGCCGCCCCUGCGCUGCGGCUCGCAGAGGGAAAAGGGGCGGGGGCUGUCCGGCGGCGGCGACCGUUGGGACUCCAGGCGAACCCACCUCUUUUAUUUCUCACCCCCACCCCCCCCAACCGCACACACCCGGAAGGGUUUCCCUGA